AUGCCUUUUAGCCUCAUCCAGAUGUCUUUCCGCGGGUCUGGUGCUGGGAUAUACGAAUCCGACUCAAAUGAUUCGCAACUGAGCGAUUAUGUCAUAUCAUCUUACACACCUACUCUAUCUGCCUUGAUUGAAUCGCCCAAUCUGGUAGUGGAUUCUUCAUUCAAGCUAUUGUCGGUCAUACAACCAUCAGCUCCCGGAGUAACCUCCAUUCCCAACACUAAAGAAGAGUUGGACAACAUUCGUCGACAUUUUAGUAACCAAACACAUUCUGUCCUUGAGGGCCGGGAAGGCACCAAGGCCCGAGUGAUGAAGGAGAUGGAGGAUUGUGACUGGAUCCAUUUAGCGUGUCAUGGGGUCCAGAAAUCAGAUGAGCCGACGAAGAGUGCACUCAUCCUCGAAGAUGGCCACCUGACACUCGAGGAAAUCAUCAAGCUCGACCUUCCGAAGGCAGAGUUUGCGUUUCUCUCAGCCUGUCAGACGACGACUGGAGACGAGGAGCUGUCCGAAGAGGCGGUUCAUAUUGCCGGAGGUAUGUUGUUGGCAGGGUACCGAGGGGUGGUAGCGACGAUGUGGUCUAUACGAGAUGACCUUGCGCCAGAGGUAACGGACGAGUUCUAUGGGCAUAUUAUUCAAGGCGGAGAAAGGCCGGAUAGUAGGAGAGCCGCAGAAGCACUUCACUUUUCUGUGCAAAAGCUUCGAAAAAAGCCAGGGGUGUCACUUGUAGACUGGAUUCCGUUUGUACACCUCGGUGUCUAG
Acaulospora colombiana is the source of this 756-nucleotide messenger RNA. The record is from the annotation of a GenBank genome assembly. NCBI's taxonomy places the organism in Eukaryota, Fungi, Glomeromycota, Glomeromycetes, Diversisporales, Acaulosporaceae.